UCGAAAAUUGUAGGCGUAAAACGCAGAUUAGAUAUUUCUUUGUCGGUCAGAGAAAUAUAUUUUAAAUCUCAUUUCAAUUAAUCAGUCUCAUUCUCUCUGUCAUUAUUGGUAUAUUGGCUACCGUUGCGCGGCAAAGAUGCCUAAUCUAACCAAUUUAUCCCAUUUUCCUUUAAAGAUUAUAUUUGCCAUUCACUUGCUACUUGUAUCAUGGGGUAUGCAAGGGAAUUGGUGUCCCAAAUCUGUACUGUUCUAUAACUUGCUAUUCUUUGUUUGUAUAUUUUGGGCUGUUCAUAAUGUUGAAUCUGAUGAACCAUUGCAAUUUGCAUUUUUCAUAAAUGUAUUCUCUAUAUUUCUUGAUGUUAUCGUAUUAGCGCUCUAUUAUCCAAGUAUGAUCACAGAUGGGUCUGAAAAAUUUAGCGCAGCUGUUAUGAUCAUAAACUUAAUCGUUCGUCCUAUCUCGAGUAUAUAUCUGUUGAGAAUAGGCCAAGGAAGAAAUGGCAACUUAGCUACAGUAUUCGCACCAAGUCCUGCCAUGGGUUACGGCAGGCAAGAGUACGAAGAAAUUUCUCAUCCCGUCCCACAAAACUCCGAUUUCGAGGGAGUUUAAGAUUGAAUAGAGUUUGUUUGAAAAAUUUUUUUUAUCCUGUUUUAAUUCUGCUGGUCU
Molecule: messenger RNA, 664 nt
Organism: Atta colombica
Lineage: Eukaryota; Metazoa; Arthropoda; Insecta; Hymenoptera; Formicidae
Product: type-1 angiotensin II receptor-associated protein
Exons: 6
Coding region: 137-607 (156 amino acids)
Biological process (GO): angiotensin-activated signaling pathway
Cellular component (GO): plasma membrane
Source: RefSeq, a predicted model, not a curated record